Molecule: messenger RNA, 6291 nt
Organism: Eublepharis macularius
Lineage: Eukaryota; Metazoa; Chordata; Lepidosauria; Squamata; Eublepharidae
Gene: COL17A1
Product: collagen type XVII alpha 1 chain
Exons: 57
Coding region: 198-4619 (1473 amino acids)
Source: RefSeq, a predicted model, not a curated record
GAGAACAUGCGUGUUCAGGGAGGUGGGGAUAAACUAGAUUAAAUAGAAGACAAAUUCAGCAUUCUCGGGGGUUCAUUUAGAAACAACAUACUACUGAAGGAAUGCUGCAGGAAGGGUCUUGGAACAAGAACUAGAGUUUGAGGAGAAAGCAAGCAAAAAGAAGAAAUACCAACGGAAGCUCUUCAGGUAGCAAUUAUAUGGAUGCUGUAAAGAAAAAUAAGCGAGAUGGAACAGAAGUCACAGAGAGACUUAUCACAGAAACUGUUACCACCAGACUGACAUCUCUUCCCCCAAAAGGAGGUGGUAGCAGUGGGCUCAAAACAACAGCAUACAGUGGUGGAAGUGGAGUGGAAAAGAGGAGUUACACCCAUGGCAGCAGUUACGUCACAUCUACAGGUGGAAAUGCUAGAAUGAAUGCCUCCUCUUCCUCCUACAAGCAAGCUAUCACUCCUUCCUCUACUCUCCCCAAAUCACCUGGGUCAACGUUUGAGCGAAAAACCUAUACCACCCGUCAUGCAACAUAUGAAGGGAGCUCCAGUGCAAAUUCAUCUCCAGAGUUUCCAAGAAAAGAUUUGGGUUCCUCUGCUACCAGAGGGCGAAGCCAAACCCGAGAGAGUGAAAUACGAGUGAGGCUGCAGAGUGCUUCUCCGUCAACCAGGUGGACAGAACUGGAUGAUGUUAAGAGACUUCUUCGGGGAAGUCGCUCAGCAAGCGCCAGCCCAACACGGUCCUCAUCAAACACACUCCCUAUACCCAAGAAAGCGGUUGUGGAAACCAAAAUGGUUACAGAGAGUUCCCAGUCAGUGUCAGGAACAUACGACACAACCAUUUUGAAUGCUGCUCUCCCACCAUACAUGUGGUCCUCCACCCUGCCUGCAGGGUCAUCGCUUGGCAGCUACCAUAACAACAUGACCCAGAGCUCAUCGCUGAUCAACACUGCAGCUCAUUCUACUGGAUCAGUGUUUGGAGUCCCAAACAAUCUGGCUCCCAGCUCCCCCACUCUGAAUGCAGGCCUCAGCACUUCUUCAACAGUGUUUGGUGUCCAAAACAACCUGGCUCCAAGCACAUUUGCUGCCACCAACAAUGGAACUACAGCCUCCACAGCAGCAUAUGGAGUAAAGAAAAAUAUGGCCCAGAGCUCUGGUGUGACUAGUACUGGUGUGUCCACCUCUUCUACAACAGCUGCCACCACCAUGAGCUCCCAGAAUGAUGACAUCCUGCGCAAGGACUGCAAGUUCCUGCUCCUCGAGAAAGAGAACGUAGCUCCCAAGAAAGAGGUGGAGCUAUUGAUCAUGACAAAGGACAGUGGGAAAGUGUUUAGUGCAUCCAGCACUGGUCUCAAUGGAGGUUAUUGUACAGAAGAUACCUUGAAGAAAGAAAAACAGGCUAUUGCUUCAUCUUAUGCAGGAGAUGCCUUCCUGAAAUCAGAAACAAAUGGAGGUCUACAAUCUGUUUCGACAAAGGACAAAGCCACCUAUGCAGAAAUCCAACGUGAUGAUGGCUGUGGAGGGGCAGGGGCAGCUCCAGCCUGGUGCCCUUGUGCCUCCUGCUGCAGCUGGUGGAAAUGGCUCCUUGGUUUGCUCCUGGCCUGGCUCCUUCUGCUUGGUCUGCUUUUUGGGCUUAUUGCUCUGGCGGAGGAAGUGAGAAAGCUGAGAUCUCGUGUGGAGAGCCUUGAAUCCCGUGCCAACUACUUGCAGAUUAAUCCUGAUACUUUGGAAAAUGUACACAUCAGCAAGGUUGGACAGUUUGCCAAACACUCAUCAACUCUGGGUGAUAUGAGUGAAGAAGACCAGCUAUGGCUAUUCAUGAAGAAGAGGCUGGAAGCAGAAAGAAAUCAAGGUUAUUUCCGAGGCGAGCCGGGACCCAAAGGUGAUAUGGGCAUCCAAGGACCAAAAGGAGACCAAGGACUUCCUGGCCCAGCAGGUGCUCCAGGUCGCUUUGGGCCUGAAGGCCCAAAAGGACAAAAAGGCAACAUGGGUGAAAAUGGCAUGGAGGGGCCCAUGGGACAAAGAGGAAGAGAAGGACCUCAAGGCUCUCGUGGGGAACCUGGUCCACCUGGAUUUGGAGAGAAAGGAGACAAAGGUUCUGCUGGAGUUCCAGGACCUCAAGGUCCCCCAGGUCCCCCAGGUCCUUUUGGCCCCAAAGGUAUGAUGGGUGCACCCGGUGGCCAUGGUCCCCCUGGUCCUCCUGGUCUUCAAGGAUUCAGAGGUGAAACAGGUGUUCCAGGUAUUAAAGGUGAGAAAGGAGCCAUGGGACCACCUGGGCCUAAAGGUGAUCAAGGGGAGAAAGGACCUCGUGGUCUUACAGGUGAACCUGGUUCCAGAGGGCCAGCUGGACCUACAGGUGAACCAGGAGCUAAAGGAUCAGCAGGUCCACCUGGGCCAGAUGGACAUCAAGGCCCCAGAGGAGAGCAAGGUCUUAUGGGAAUACAAGGACAACGAGGUCCAUCUGGGCCUCCUGGAGACCCAGGGCAGCCAGGUCUCACAGGACCACAAGGGCCACCAGGGCUCCCAGGGACUGCAGGUCAACCAGGGCCUAAAGGUGAACCUGGAGCUCCAGGCCGGGUUACUAGUACUGAUGGGGCAUCAACUAUUGCUCUCCCAGGACCUCCAGGCCCACCAGGCAGUGUUGGACCGCCAGGCCCACCUGGAGUCCCAGGUCCUGUAGGCCCAGCUGGUCUUCCUGGAGCUCAAGGCCCUCGUGGUGAGAGAGGACCACCAGGUGAAAGCACUGUUGUGGAAAUAAGACCUGAAACUGCUUCUUCAGCUGCUCAAGAUAUGACCAGGCAACCUGGGCCACCUGGACCCCCUGGACCUCCUGGACCCCCAGGCCCACCAGGAGCUUCUAUUCAGGGGCCACCAGGACCCCCUGGCCCACCAGGAGAAGGCUUACCAGGACCCCGAGGCCUACCAGGAUCCUUUGUGCCCACAAAUGAAAACUUCUUUGCUGGCCCACCAGGCCCACCAGGCCCUGCCGGACCAAGAGGAGAACAAGGAUUGCCAGGUCCACGAGGAUUCAAAGGUGAAGCAGGGCAGCCUGGUCUCCCAGGAGUCUCUGCACAUGCAGGUGCUGGAGUUGCCAUCCAAGGACCACCUGGACCUCCUGGGCCACCUGGUCCCAAAGGUGAAGCAGGUGUUCCAGGAGCCCCUGGCAUCCCUGGGGGAGCUGGAUCAAGAGUUUCUCAGGGUCCUCCAGGUCCCCCAGGCCCUCCUGGACAACCUGGCCUAGGAAUUGGUUCAGUGCAUGAAAUUCAGCAGUAUGUCUCUGAGUACCUGCAGAGGGAUGGGCGUUAUCUGGUUGCACCUCAAGGCCCACCAGGUCCUCCAGGUCCUCCAGGAAUUAUUACCAUUGAUGAAGAAUCUUUGGACUAUGGCAAGUUGGCCCGUCAUGUUAUGAACCACAUGUCUGCUUUAGGUAUCUCUUGGACAUCUUCUUCCCAUUCAUCCUCUUCAACAACGAUUUAUGAUGAUCUCAUUGCCAUGCUACAGAGAGAGGAUGUUCGUCGACAACUAAUUGGACCGCCAGGUCCCCCUGGGCCACCUGGAAUGGGAGGAAAUGGCUUAUCCGUGUCACUGGAUUAUGAUGAAUUGACCAGACGGGUUGUCAACUACAUGACAAGUUCAGGAAUUGGCAUGGGGCUUCCUGGUCCUGCAGGUCCUCCUGGUCUGCCUGGAGCAUCUUAUGGAGACAUCUUAGCGUUGCUCCAAGCUUCAGAGUUCAGCGGCAUUGUUGGGCCACCUGGUCCCCCAGGCCCACCAGGUGUUCCAGGCAGCUCUCUGUCCACCCUCACAGCAGAAGCUAUCUUCACAUACUUGCAAAGUGCAGGGUAUUCCACAAUUCCUGGACCCCCCGGGCCACCAGGACCCCCAGGCUUUUCAGGAACUGGCCUUGAGUCUUAUGGUGACAGUAUUUGGACUGAUCAGUUCAGGAGUGAAUUGAUCCGAUACCUUACCAGUGAUGACAUACGUGGUUUUAUCAGAGGUCCUCCUGGGCCACCAGGACCACCUGGAGAUGGAACCGCUAUGUCUGGAUAUUACAGAGGGUCUCUAAAUUCAGAAGGAUCAUAUGGCAGGUCCAUGACUUCAGACACAUCUUAUGAUGCCACAGGGGGAUAUGGUGGUUCAGUGGGAAGUAAUGGAGCAUAUGGUGGUGCACUUGGAGCAGGUGGAUCUUAUGGUGAAUCACUGAGCACAGAUGGAUCACAGAUGAGAUCUGCUGGGGCAGAAGGAUCAUAUACUGGUGGAUCAUUUCGUGGACCAUUGGAUUACAAUGAGUUGGCAGUUCGAGUGUAUGAAAACAUACAGAACAGAGGACUCCUCCAGGACAUGAUGACUUACACCAUGCAAGGACCCCCUGGGCCUCCAGGGCCGCCUGGCAUCAGCAGGGUGUUUGCAUCCUAUGGAAACGUCACUGAAGACCUCAUGGAUUUCUUCAGAACUUAUGGAACUAUUCCAGGCUCACCUGGACAGAAAGGCGAGAUAGGGUUCCCAGGACCCAAAGGUGAUAUUGGAUCAAUGGGGCCACCGGGUCGCCAAGGCCCAAGAGGACCAAAGGGUGAAAAAGGCGAGAAAGGUGAACAUGCAUAUGGACGAAGGAAAAGGAGAAGCAUUGGGGUCUAACCUAAGAAUAUGGAUUAACAUACAAACUUCAUAAAUUGUUCAUGGGUGAUUUCUUCUGUUGCAGUAGAGAAAAUACCUAAAUUCCAGUGACUUUAUUAUUAAUUUGCCCCUGAGACUUAGCAAUUGAAAAUGAUAUUCAUGAUUUUAUUUCACUGAUGUCUAAAAUUUGGACGUUUAAAAAAGGGUAUUUCUUUGUUAAUGCCUGUGAGGGUUUAGAAUUGGUAUCUAAGCCUCGGGCUUUUUAUAGCAUUGCAGGUCACUAACCUUCAGGAUACACCCCCACCUAACUUUGCCAAAUAAACAUUAGAAUGUUUCAGAUGAAACUGAAAAUCAGAUUCACAGAGUUACAUAAAUCACCUUGAUGAGAUGGAAUGUACAUGUUUAUCCAAAAUGACCAAGGAUCUAGAUUUAAAGAACAGAUGUGGUUGUACUCCAACAUGUGGCAGUUAGGAGCAUAACCAAUUUCUUGUUUAAUGCCAAUUGCUAAUUGCAUUGCAAAAAUGUGAAGGACCUUGGGGCUGUUAGUAUUAAGCACUUUUUGUUAGAACUUCUUUUUAAAACAAAAAUGUUUGCUGUGGUGCUUUCUAUUGCAUUAAGUGAAAAAUUCCACUUUAAUAUACAGCUUCCCAAUUAAAGCUUUGUUUAUACUGUAGACUCUCUUUAGUGGAAACCAGACACUAAAGUAUUAUGACAGACAGAUAUGGGUGGUGGCAGAGGCAAGCAGACACAGUCAAAUGUGUGCUAUGGUGCAGUAGCACUGGACACACUGCUUACUCUACCAUACUGAGCUCAGUCCCUCCCCUUCAGUGAGAUUUAUCUGGGACAACUCUGCCCUCUUUUGCCUGUUUCCAGGGCUAGUACUCACUUUCUAAAGCACCACCUGCUUUAGAAAUGGGCAUACACCAUUCCCAUUAGCAUGUACUGAUAUGCUACUAGGGGGCUAUAUGCCACAUGCCUGGGCUGAUGUUUUAUAAUAACAGUGUCUUGAGGUUUGCAACAAGGCAAUCAUCACUUUCACCUAGGCAAAUUUGCAUGCCAUGAUUUCCAUUACUACAUAUAUACAUGCAUCUAGUAGCAAAUGGUCAAGUUUGGCCAAUUGCUUUUGUCAAACUUGCUGUGAUGACAUGCUGAUAAUCUUCCUAAUUUAGGCCAUAGUGAAAGCACAGCAUCAUGUAGAUAACUAAAAUGUUUGUUUUACUAAGCCAGCUCUAAACAAGACUUUCUAUAGCUCAGGGAGCUUGUGAUGUUUUCAAUUAUUAAUAAAUGGAACUUGUGAAACUCACAAAAUUUGCUUUGAUGAAAACAUUAACACGUUAAAUCCAGAAUCACUCAUAUGUACCUGAAAGUUAUCGAUACACUAAAAACCAGGGCGCUUUUUAGUCAGCUUUAAUUUUGACUGUGUGUUAAGAUCUGGUCUCAGUAUUUUGUUACUAUGGGUAAAUAACUUGACAUUAGAGCGAAUAAAAAAUGGGAAAAGGACAUUUAUUAGGGUCACAGAAAUAAGGUGGCACGUUCAAGUCUAGGCAGAUUGCCAUCCUAGCUGUCUUCCUUGCCAAAAAUUUUACAAACAUGCAUUUCUCCAACAGCCCCCAAUAUACCCCAAGCUACUUCUCAUACUCAGGAGUACUAUGUAAUUUUGCAUUACAGACCCUUCUGCUAAUUUACAGAAAAA